Entamoeba dispar SAW760 is the source of this 396-nucleotide messenger RNA. RefSeq lists its product as uncharacterized. NCBI's taxonomy places the organism in Eukaryota, Evosea, Mastigamoebida, Endamoebidae. Bases 1 to 396 code for a protein of 131 amino acids. The transcript has 2 exons. The record is from RefSeq and is a predicted model, not a curated record.
AUGUUAAAAAUGGGAAUUGAAUCUAUUGAGAGUGAUGGCAAAUUAAUGUACAAAAUCAUAGAGAAGAGUGAUAAAUAUUUAACUCAGAAAUCUAAAAGUGAAAAAACAGAAAUAAAAUCAGAAGAACUCAAAGAAGAAAUAAAUAAUCAUGAAGAAUAUUAUUUUUAUUGUUUGGUGGAUUUUACAAUCUGUUGUUCAAAACAACCUAUUGGACAACAUGGUAUUUAUCAAAAUGAUGUAAAUAUGAAAGUAUUAAAAAAUCAAAUAACAACACUUGUAGAUUCUAAAGUGAUAAUUAAAAUUAUUUGUUUCAUUUGUUCUUUCAUUACAGAAAAAGAAGAAAUUCAAGAAAUUGUAUCUUCAAGUCAUUUAAAGAAAAAUAUAAAUAGAUAUUAA